Molecule: messenger RNA, 753 nt
Organism: Wallemia ichthyophaga EXF-994
Lineage: Eukaryota; Fungi; Basidiomycota; Wallemiomycetes; Wallemiales; Wallemiaceae
Exons: 2
Coding region: 1-753 (250 amino acids)
Source: RefSeq, a predicted model, not a curated record
AUGAAUAAAACAGAGCCAACAAGAUCACAAUCGAAUUUAUCCGAGUUGUUGAGGGUGAAUGGGGUGAGGCAGACGCCGACGCAGGCAGAUGCACAGAUACACGUACCCGCACACGCACACGCACACCCACCCACACGUACUCACAAACACACCACAUUGAAACUAGACAAAUUACCGCGUUUUACUUUGGGAGAUAGGCAGGAUACUGAGGAUACUGAUGAUACUGAGGGUACAUACGAUACACACGAGUCUUGGUUAUCAUUCAUUCCAAGGGAGACACAGAGUACAUCAGAAUACUCAAAUCCACCACCACCACCGAGUUUAUUGCCAAAAUCACUUUGGAAGCAACAGUAUCAUCGUAUGACCUCACUUCAACUACAACACAACUCCUACUUUGUUCCCCCUAUGGUUUUGGCUGAGCAGAAGUGUGAUGGGCAAGGGGAGUCACAGGUGCAGGUACAAUCAAAUUCACAAUCAAACUCCCACUCACACUCCCAACAACCACCUCCACCUCUCCAUAACUACGUCCUCGCUUCCACCUCCGCAAGACAAGCACCCGGUAGACUAGCCCCUUUCACCCCUCCUAUUACCUCCUCCCACUCCACCUACACCUCCAGCUUAAACAUACCAAUCAAAUCAUCAAAUCAUCAAAAUGUCAUCAUCGAUGGUGAUAUCAAGGUUAAAGAGCAACCUAUCUAUGGUAUGGGUCAAUCUCUCGCUAAAUCUUUGACCUGGGCGUGGUCGACUUUUUAA